AAGAAGACGAAGGAUGAUGGGGAUCUAGAAUCAAGGAUGCUGAGAGAGAGAAACGAGGAGUUGGAGAGAGAGCUGAGGAACAGCAAGGAGAGGGAGGAGCAGAUGAAGACGGAGCUCUCAAAGGCCUGGGAGAGAUUACGAGUUGCAGAGGAGGCGGAAGAGAGGCUCUGCAACAUGCUUGCCGAACUAGAGGCCGAGUCCCUUCACCAGGCGCGUGAUUAUCACGCUCGCAUUAUUUCCCUCAUGGACCGGCUCUCGCAGCUUUCUUCGUCCUGAUCGACGUACACUGUGUAUGAAUAUGAUCAGUAUAUAUCCGGAAUCUUACAUCAGUACCGAAUUAAUUCUGGUUCUGUUCUUUACUGUAUCUGCGGUUCGCGCUUCUCCUCCUUGUCUCCGUGUACUUUUAUUUUUUUCCUUCUUUUUGUGAUUAGGUUGUAGUGUUGAUAAACUGUUCUUCACCACCCCGCGAAGAAGAAGAAGAAGAUAGGCUAGUUUUUCUUUUUAGUUCCUCUGUAUUUAGAUUUCUCUGUUUUGUUCUCCGACGCAGCUGUAAUCUGCUUGCACAUGACAGUAAUUUACACUUAAUAUUUUCGCUAAAUUACAAAAAA
Messenger RNA from Carica papaya (papaya), 608 nucleotides. RefSeq names its product protein RESPONSE TO LOW SULFUR 3-like. Lineage: Eukaryota; Viridiplantae; Streptophyta; Magnoliopsida; Brassicales; Caricaceae. The record is from RefSeq and is a predicted model, not a curated record. Gene Ontology annotation, biological process: cellular oxidant detoxification.